CCUGCCUGCUUCUUCACCCGUCUUUGCCUUCAUCUCCAUCUCCCUUUGCCAUUGUGGUUGCCAUCGCAGAUCGUGUUUCCAUGGCCUUGGAGCUCACCUACCGCGGCCACGAUGCGCAACCACUGGACGAUGCCGGGAAGUACAUCCACAAGCCGGAGAAGCGCCUCGUCUGUCUCUCCCGCUCGCUUCGUUACUUCCUCCAUGAGCAGCGCCCCCUUUUCGUCUUAUUGGGUAUGACCCUCGCCUCUCUCUUAUUCUCAUUCUUCCCACGCGCCUCCCCCGUCGCCGGCGGUGGCUUCCGCAUGGAAAUUACGGAUCCGAAAGGCUGGAGAUUGACGGAGCCCCACCAUUUGACUUCCUACGGCGGGCAAAAUUACCACCGGUUCGUGAUCGAUACUGCGGGGAGGGGAUCCGUCGGGGGGAAAGUCCCGCUGGGGCUGAAGCGGAAGGGGCUGCGGAUCGUGGUGACCGGCGGGGCCGGGUUCGUUGGAAGCCACCUCGUGGACCGCCUGAUCGCGCGGGGGGACAGCGUGAUUGUGGUGGACAAUUUCUUCACAGGGCGGAAGGAGAAUGUUAUGCACCAUUUUGGGAACCCCAACUUCGAGCUCAUUCGCCAUGACGUCGUCGAGCCGAUCCUGCUCGAGGUGGACCAGAUCUACCACCUCGCCUGCCCCGCAUCUCCCGUGCAUUACAAGUUCAAUCCCGUCAAGACGAUCAAGACCAACGUGGUAGGAACCUUGAACAUGCUUGGCCUGGCCAAGAGAGUAGGUGCUAGAUUCCUCCUCACCAGCACUAGCGAGGUCUAUGGCGACCCCCUGCAACACCCUCAAGUGGAGACCUACUGGGGCAAUGUGAACCCCAUUGGUGUUAGAAGCUGCUAUGAUGAGGGCAAGCGAACAGCUGAGACAUUGACCAUGGACUACCACCGCGGUGCUCAAGUCGAGGUGAGAAUUGCUCGGAUCUUUAACACUUACGGACCUAGGAUGUGCAUAGAUGAUGGUCGAGUCGUCAGUAACUUCGUAGCCCAGGCCCUGAGGAAGGAGCCAUUGACAGUUUAUGGGGACGGGAAGCAAACUAGGAGCUUCCAAUACGUAUCUGAUCUGGUGGAGGGCCUGAUGAGGCUUAUGGAAGGUGAGCACAUUGGUCCCUUCAACUUGGGCAACCCUGGUGAGUUCACGAUGCUUGAGCUGGCGAACGUGGUGCAGGAAACAAUUGAUCCCAAUGCAAAGAUUGAGUUCCGUCCUAACACAGAGGAUGACCCCCACAAGCGCAAGCCCGACAUCACCCGUGCCAAGGAAUUGCUCGGCUGGGAGCCCAAGAUCUCCCUCCGGCAGGGUCUCCCACUCAUGGUGUCUGACUUUCAAAAACGCAUUUUUGACGACCAAUCAGAUGCCACUACUGCAUCUGGCACUGGCACUACCAAUGGCUCAGGUUAAGGUUGUGUUGAUCAUGUCAGACAUUCAUUAUCCAACACGCCUAUAUUGGUGUUAGAAAUGAGCAUAAAGACAGUGAGAUCACCUUCGUGAUAAGUAUUUUUUUUAACGUGUAGCUUUGUUAACUACCCUUGUUGCUGCAGAUGUGGAACAGCACAGUGUAAUUUUAUCAUUUUAUUAUAUUUUGUUAAGUUUUUUUUUUUAAA
This is a messenger RNA of Zingiber officinale, 1639 nucleotides long. Its product is annotated as UDP-glucuronic acid decarboxylase 2-like. Lineage: Eukaryota; Viridiplantae; Streptophyta; Magnoliopsida; Zingiberales; Zingiberaceae. Bases 81 to 1436 code for a protein of 451 amino acids. Gene Ontology annotation, cellular component: cytoplasm. Gene Ontology annotation, biological process: D-xylose metabolic process. The record is from RefSeq and is a predicted model, not a curated record. The transcript has 6 exons. Gene Ontology annotation, molecular function: UDP-glucuronate decarboxylase activity; NAD+ binding.